GAGCACUCAUUUCGCCCAUUCCUAAAAGAAAUCAUUCAAUUUUGAAAAACUUGGAUGAAACCAUGAAAAAUGGCCAAGAAUAAGUCGACUGUGUACCUAGGAUACGAGGAUGAGGAGGUUACGGCCAAGCAGGAGCAGUUCCUGAACAGUUGCACCAACAAAAUCGGCGGCACACCCGAUUGGCCCAGACACGAGGUGACCAUUCCGUCAUGCCCGCUGUGCGGUGCAGUGCGUCCGCUGAUCGUGCAAAUGUAUGCGCCGCUGGAUCGCUCCCAAUUCCAUCGCAGCCUUUACGUUUUUGGAUGCAUGAGCCCCGCCUGCUCUCAGAAUUCAAUGAGCUGGUGUUGUGUUCGCACCCAGCACCUGGACCACCAAUACGAGGUGAUCAGUGAGCACUCGCCGAAGGCAACGCCCACUAAGAAGCAGAACUCUAAAAAGAAGGGAAAGUCGAGCGGAUUGCAGGCUAUCAGCUGGUGUAGUGGAGCGGACGAUUGGGGCGACAGCAGUGGUGGAGCUACCGAACCGGCCAAGACCAUAUCCGUGACAUUGGACGAGGCGAUGGACAUUACCGCGGACGACGAGCAGAACGAACGAAAUGGCAAUGUGCGACCGAAUGCCCUGCAUUAUGCCAAGUCGGACAUCCAAAUGGAUGAACCAGCCAAGCUUGAGCAGGUAAAGAUUGCCGCCGAUGAUGACGACGACGAGGACGAGAGCACUUCGCUGGAGAACGACCUGAUCUUUGGCUUUCAUCAAAUGGACAUGAUUUCGCCCCAAAACGCCGACGAUGAUCCAAAUGCUAAUUGUGCAGCUGCCGCCGCUCCCAGUUUGGAUGGAGCAGGAGCCAGUGCCGCCUCAGCGGCCAUUGGUGCUGAGAUCGAGGGCCCCGAAACGGAUCUGGUGCUGGUCGACACGCCUAAGAAGCCGGAACGCGACCUGAUUGCCUUGUUGAAGCACACCUCCAGUGCGUUGUCGCAGAUCAAGGACCUAACGCUAAAGUCCUACUACAUUGCCGUCGAUGUGGAGAGCAAGACCCAGGUGGAGGAGUACGAAAACUUUGGAGGCGCUUUGUCCAUAGACCACAUUCGUGAUUUGUAUCAGGAGUACAAGCUGAGAGACGAGAAUGCGGGUCAGUCACCAAACGGUGGUGCAUCUGGAUCAGCAGAGCAGAGCGAUGAGCACGAGUCCUAUGAGAAGGCAUUACCAGCCCAUGGCGACUUGGUGUUUCACAACUUUAUUACUACCAUCCAUCAGAAUCCGGGCCAGCUGUUGAGAUAUUCUCGGGAUGCGCUUCCGCUGUUGGUGGCCCCGUUGACGGAACCUCUGCCCAAGUGUCAGAAUUGCAAGGGAGAGACCAUCUGCGAGGUGCAGCUGCUGCCCACACUGAUUCCCAAGCUGCGGUUUCAGGUGAACGGUUCCAAUGCACCAAUCGAGUUUGGCAACGUGCUGGUCUUCACCUGCCUCAAGAGCUGCUGGGACACACCCGACCUGAUGCGCUACGAACAUAUUGUGGUUCAGUCUGAAACUUAAGGUGGCAUACACGGCCAUAUCCCAAAGCCAUUAGAGUCAUUCGCUGUAGCUGCUACGGUUGCAGACUGGUGCAACGAAUUUUAAACGCAAACUGCAGAGAUAAAGCUAAGCUUCUCGAUUGUCCUAGGAAGAUUUUAUGCUCUAGUUGUUAAGAACGUUGUAAGCUUUUAGACACUCCAAAAAGGAUAGUUGCUAAUAAUAUCUCGUUAUUUCCACUCCCCCUCUAAAAGGGUUUCAGAA
This is a messenger RNA of Drosophila sechellia, 1767 nucleotides long. It is a transcript of the gene trus, whose product is annotated as programmed cell death 2 like trus. NCBI's taxonomy places the organism in Eukaryota, Metazoa, Arthropoda, Insecta, Diptera, Drosophilidae. Bases 70 to 1527 code for a protein of 485 amino acids. Gene Ontology annotation, cellular component: cytoplasm. The record is from RefSeq and is a predicted model, not a curated record. The transcript is spliced from 3 exons. Gene Ontology annotation, biological process: apoptotic process.